Messenger RNA from Phytophthora infestans T30-4, 939 nucleotides. RefSeq lists its product as uncharacterized. Gene Ontology annotation, biological process: regulation of GTPase activity. Bases 1 to 939 code for a protein of 312 amino acids. The transcript has a single exon. NCBI's taxonomy places the organism in Eukaryota, Oomycota, Peronosporomycetes, Peronosporales, Peronosporaceae. The record is from RefSeq and is a predicted model, not a curated record.
AUGGGAAAGUGGGGCUUACAGAGGAGGCGCUCGCACGGUGAGCUGCCGCGCUUACACGAAUUGGAGCGCGCUGUACAGACCGAGAUUAAGGACAUUUGCGGGCGGGAGGAACUCUUUCUGCGCUCGACGUCGGAGCUCACGUCGCUUAUGAAAAAGCUCGGCCGGACGCAGGGCCGGGCCUACUUUCGCUAUGUGCUGCGCGACGUUUUCGGCGAGAAGUCCAAAGUGUAUGAGGCCCGCGGCCCACCCUCGACGAAACAGGUGUGUGCGUAUGCUAAGAGCGUCAUCCAGCGACUGGCCAAGGCCAUCCACUUCGCGCCGCUGGUGCUACGCGCCGGCUGCCACUAUAUGCUCGCCGAAUUCCGCAAGGCCUUUCCCGGCUGUAAACAUGACGCGCGUAUCGUCGUGGGUAGUCUUCUCUUCCUGCGAAUACUCUGUCCGGCGCUCAUCAAGCCCGAGAUGUUCGACUUCCCUGAACAUACAGCACAGUCGCUACCCAUGGGCGUGCAGAUCGCCAAGAUUCUCCAGCACACGCUCACGGGCACGCCAGUCGGUGACAGCGACCCCGCGUUUAACGACAGCAACGCUUUCAUUUAUGCUUUCCAGCCCUACGUGGCCAGCUUCCUAGUGCGCUUUCCCCAGAUCCGCGCUGCGUUCGGUACUGAAGAACCGCAGCAGAUGCCAGAGGUGCGUGCUACUGCGUCUUGGGACUGCAGCAACGUGGCGAUCACGCCCACGACCCCCACGGGGGCCGACAGCUGGGCAGCUUCGCCACGCGCAGAGUCUUGGAACACACAUCAUCGCCCCAAUGGCAAGAUGCGCGGGUUUUCCAUGAGCUCAAACGACGCUAUGAAGAACAAGAAGAAGUUCUCGUUGCGCUUCUGGUCUAGAGGUCCAGGCGGCGACAAUGGCAGCGUCACCCAGGGGCCCACGCCGUAG